Molecule: messenger RNA, 5077 nt
Organism: Antechinus flavipes (yellow-footed antechinus)
Lineage: Eukaryota; Metazoa; Chordata; Mammalia; Dasyuromorphia; Dasyuridae
Gene: RGS22
Product: regulator of G protein signaling 22
Exons: 26
Coding region: 1322-5077 (1251 amino acids)
Biological process (GO): regulation of signal transduction
Molecular function (GO): G-protein alpha-subunit binding
Source: RefSeq, a predicted model, not a curated record
GUGUGUGUGUGUGUAUGUGUGUAUCUGUAUCUAGUAGUAGCCAUCCCUAGGGCAGGGAAGAGGGGAGAAAAGGGAAAAAAUUUACAUGAUAAUUUUGUUGCAUAUUUGAAAGGAAUAGCAAAUUGUACAUAGUAAGUUUGUAGUUUCAUGUGCAAUUAUCUUUUUAUUGUACCAUAUUAUGGAAAUGCUUGUUUUGUUCCAUAAAUUAGAAAUAAAAAUAAAAAGUUAAGAGUUAUCCAAAAGUGGAACAAGUUCUUCCUGAGAAGGAGUUGCAACUGGUCUUUAAAUAGAGGCUAGACGAGUACUUGUCUUUGUUAUAGCGGGGACUCCUUUCAUGGAUGGAUUAGCAUCUACAGCUUGAGAACCCCAACUCCUGAAUUCUGUGAUUCUGAGAGCAUUCCAGGGAUGUGAGUAAUUGAAGAAAACUCAAGCCGUCACAAGAAGCUGCAGCAUCCUCAGUCUCGUCACAAUUGAGCACUUUGGUGGAACAUGUCCAACCAACCCUUAGGUGCCAUUGGAAAGGGUGAACAUUUACCUUUGGCCCUAUCUGCUCCCCAGCCAGGUCUAGUACCUGGUGGUCGCUGGGGGGAGGUGGACAAGAUCCCUUUCCUUCUCCAGCUAACGGGAGACUUGAGUAACAGUAGCGUGGAAGUGUGAAGGACAGUGACGAGGUCAGAAUUCCUGAAGCCGGGCAACUUCAGGGCUCUGGAAGGCUCUCAAAUUUUCCUAAUCCGCAAACUCUCCACCCCACGUCCCCUUUGGCUAGGACGUCCGUUCCCAAGGAGUUACAGCGUCUUUUUCACGCUUUGCAUUUGAAUCGAGGUUGCUAGGCUUAGGGAAUCCAGUAACAGGGCUCGACCCAAGCCGUAAAGCUUGGAGGCGCGCCGGGCUGCAGCACCUGGGAAGAAUCUGAGAAUCUGCAGAGGCCUGGAGACCCCCAGCUCCCUCCCAGGGUGGUGACCACUCCAUUUGAUCAGAGGCUUGUGGCUUCCCCGGCGUGGGAAGUGUGCCAGCAGCAGCAACAGCAUCUCCACCGGACCCGGGUGCCUGAGGGCGAGGCCGGCCCCGCAGCGCGCGCUCAACCCAGCCCGGGCGGGCUCGCGACAAAGUCCCUAGAAACUCUCACCACAAGUCCCUCCCCCCUCCCCCCGUUCCCUUUCCCCCUUCCCCCCCCUCCCCCUCUCCCGGUCUUUUUGUCCCCCGCCCCACCAACAGCAGCAGCAAACCAACGUGCCUCGGCCUAAUAGAGCACUAACCACCGCAGUCGGAAGGGAGGAAGGAGCCUCCCCGAAGGAGGAGGGGAAGAGUCCGCAACACGGCUAUGCGGGAGAAACGGCUCACCACCGAGCCACCAGUUAUAACAGCAGAAGGAUUUGAAAAUUCUUUAGCAACUGAUGGUUUGCUUGUAGACUACUUCAAUGAAUUUUUAAGUCUUCCAACUUUUUCAGAGGCAAUUAGAUUCAAUGUGGACUAUGGAGUUUUUGAAGUACUUAAUGAUGCCCCAAAUAUUCUAGAAAAGCAACUGAAAAGAAUUCUAUAUGAACAAAAACCUCGAAAUCCAAUUUAUGAUGUUGUAAGGAAAGAAAAAUAUGAUAUGAUAUUUAAUAAACCAAUUAGCUCUACUAAACAAAGCACUAUAAAGAUCAACUAUAAUAUUAUGUCUCUCAACCGUGAACAAAGUAUCCAGUGGAUUAAGAAAGAGAGACUUCCAGCAUUUCUGGAAAGUGAUUGUUACUUUGAAUACAGGUUAGCUAAACUCAUAUCACAAGUGAGAUGGAGCAGAUCAGGCAUGAAAAUGCACAUAGAUUCUCUUUAUAGGCCCUGGGUUACUAAAAAGCUAGAAGCUCCACCCCCUUCGAUUGCUGAAGAUGAAAAUGAGCUACUUAUGAAAAAAUACUACAUUUCGCUUGGCGAGGCUACAUUUACUCAGACACAAGAUUGGUUUACAAUGGCAAAACAAAGCCAGGCCACAGUGACAACCUUCUCAUCACCUACUAGUAUUAUCAGUUCUAGGAUUCAAGAGAAAGCCUUUGAGGGUGAUAACAUUUUUGAUGAACCUAUGAAGAAAGAUUCAAGCACUGAUCCUGGAUCAUCAUUAGAAACUUUGGAUGCAAAAGGUUUUCUAUCUGUUAAAGACUCUCCUUCUCAUGCUCUUUUGAGAAUUUAUUUAGAAAGAAAACAGGCCAAUCAGGAUUUGGAAGUAUUUUUCACAACAUUUGAAGAAUUUGUAACUGCUUAUAUAAACUUUAUUAUGAAAUCAGCACUAGCAAAACUUGUUCAACGGCCACUUAAAGAAGACGUUAUAAACUUUGAUAAUGUUUCACAAGUGGUGAUACAAGCUCAGAAGGAGAAUGUUGAAAGGAAAAUUUCACAUUUUUCUGUUGACAUCAAAAAGAAUGAGUUUGAUGAGAAUGUAGAGCUCGUGAGUUUAUGUUCAAGAACUGAAAGCAUCGGAGUAGAUGCCAGAGCUGAUUGGUGUCUUUCUCAUAAAACUUACGACAUUGGCACCAGGAAAGAGUUUGAAAGAUUUAAGAAGUUUAUAAAAGGGACAUUAGGGGAGAGAUAUCGGUGGCUCUGGAUGGAUAUUGAAAGAUUAAAGGUUCUUAGGGAUGCUGGAAGACGUCAGAGACACCUUGAGAAGAUGAGAAAAUGCUAUCUAGUGAGUACUGGAGAGUGCUAUCUCACUCCAGAAGUCUUAAUAAAACUUAAUUUAAUAGAUGGAUCUUUUUGGAAUGAGCCACAUUUGAGAUGCAUUCAGGCUGACGUUGUGAAACCCUUACUUCAGUAUUGGGGACCUAGAUUCUGUGUAACACAUAAAUAUGAAAUUAAAAAUGCCAGUGCUGAACUGAAAUUCUGGCAUUCCCGCCAAGAGCAACCAAGGAAAGAUAUCGAUCCUUUCCCACAAAUGGUGACGCUUUUACCACUAAGACCUAAAUCUUGCAUGCCACAGAUUUCUACAUUAAAGAAAGAUGACUUCAUUCAACUACGGUCUUUGAAGUCUGCCAGGAAAUCUGUCAAGAAAUCUGAAAGAGCAAGCUCAGCAACUUUCAGAAAGUUAUCAGGGAAGAGUGAGGCUUCUGAUGAAAUAGCUGAGCAGGAUCUCACUGGGAAGAGUUCAAAGUGCAUGACUAUAAGCAGCAAAGUUAUUCGUUUAACAUCUUUUACUGACAUUUCUGAGUGUCUGAAGCCUCAGUUAGAUAGAAAACUCAGCUAUACUGAAGAAACUACUGUUAAAAAAGCUCCAGCUGAUGCUGCCUUAUUUGGAUCUGAAAUGGAAAAUUUGCUACAAUCUUUAUUUGUGGAAAAUAGAGCUGGAUACUUCUUCACUAAGUUCUGUGAACGUUCAGAGAACAAGCUUUGGAAGAACAGUGCAUAUUUUUGGUUUGACCUGCAGGCUUAUCAUCAACUAUUCUACCAAGAAACACUUCAGCCUUUUAAAGUAUGCAAACAGGCACAAUAUCUUUAUGCUAUGUAUGUAGCUCCUUCAGCUACUCUUGAUAUUGGAUUAGAGAAGAAAAAGAAAAAAGAGAUUUAUAUGAAAAUAGACCCACCGUUUGAAGAUCUUUUUGAUGCAGCAGAAGAAUACAUCCUACUCCUCCUUCUUGAACCCUUCAAAGAGAUGGUGAAAUCAGAUCAAAUUAAUUAUGGACAGGUGGAGUUGUUGCAACAAAAUCGACAGCUGGAUUCCUGGUAUUUAAGAAAGCUGCAGGCUAUGCACAAAGAGUCAUCUCCCAAGACUGAAGAGGAGGCUGUAUUGGAUUUACCAGUCCCUUAUAUUCCUAAAGAAACGCAACUUUGGAAUAAAGUUCCUGAGGAAUUUAGACAUCUUAACUUUAAUUAUCUGCUUAACAACAAGCUGGAGUUUGAACAUUUUCGUCAGUUUCUUGCUGCUCAUUCUGCUAGUAUGGAUCUCAUGUGCUGGACCGACAUUGAGCAGUUCAGAAGAAUACUUCAUCAAGAUAAAAAGCAAAGAGAAGCAAAAUCAGUAGAGAUUAAAAACAAAUACCUUAACAAGAAAUACUUUUUUGGACCCAACAGCCCGGCUACAAAAGAGCAACAAGAUGAGAUAAUGCAAUUAGGUGGUGGCUGGGGAAUGAUUCUUCAUGAGCAGCUGGCAUCACCUGUUCUGCUGGAAAUUCAAAAAUGUGUCCAAAGGAGGCUAGAAAACAUGUGGUUGCCCUUGUUCCUAUCAUGUGAACAGUUUGCAGCACGUCAAAAAAUAAAGUUGCAGAUGGAGGAUAUAGCUGAAGAAUUUAUACUGAAGAAACGUGGAGAGAAAAUUGGGGUCUGGAAGCCUGAGGAAAGUAAAUGGAUAUCUUCAUCUACUGACAUUAUUGCUUUCCGUAAAGCAUUAUUGAACCCUUUAUUAGCAAAAUUGUUUCAACAAUUUGUAUCACUAAAAGGAGAGUUAUUGGGAAAUGGAGUACUCUUCUGGCAAGAGGUUCAAAAAUAUAAGGACUUGUGCCAUUCUCAUUGUGAGGAUGCUGUUAUCCAGAAUAAGAUCACAACUAUCAUCAACUGCUUUAUUAAUUCCAGUGUUCCACCAGCUCUGCAAAUUGACCUUCCAUUUGAUCAAGCUCAGAAGAUUAUAGAGCACAGGAAAGAAUUAGGACCCUACAUCUUUAGAGAGGCUCAGAUGACAAUUUUUGGGGUUCUUUUUAAAUACUGGCCAGAGUUUUGUCAGUUUCAAAGCAAUUUAACUGAUGAGAAAGUUAUGACUACUUUAGAGAGAAGAAAAGAAUUUAAGAAAAAACAGGCCACUUCCACUGAAGAGAACAAAAUAAAGUUACAGGAUGCAUCAAGAACAGCAAGUGGUUCAGUUUCAGGUACAGGGCGAAUAAGCAGCACUACAGGUUUAAAUAUGCAGGCAUAUAACCGCCAGCCUUCCUGGUGCUACUCAAAAUACAUAGAAGCUCUGGAGCAGGAGAGAACCUUGCUUAAAAUUCAAGAAGAUCUGGAAAAAAAGAUAACAAUGAACAACUCAGCAGGCCCCUCAUCAACUAAUAAGGCUUUUGUUUCUUCAUCUUUGAAUAUGAAUGUAACAAAAUGCAAGGUGUUAGAAGACCAGCAAGGGUGA